This is a messenger RNA of Sitophilus oryzae (rice weevil), 1646 nucleotides long. Its product is annotated as protein ANTAGONIST OF LIKE HETEROCHROMATIN PROTEIN 1-like. The record is from RefSeq and is a predicted model, not a curated record. NCBI's taxonomy places the organism in Eukaryota, Metazoa, Arthropoda, Insecta, Coleoptera, Curculionidae. The transcript is spliced from 2 exons. Bases 379 to 1419 code for a protein of 346 amino acids.
GCAUAUCGCGCACUUAUGCGAAGCGCGGCGCGGCGCAGCGCGGCGAAUUUUUGAUGGGUCCGCUAACUUAUGCACGGUUUUGCGUACGCGGUUGGUAUUUAAAGUUGUUUUGAGCUGACCGUUUUAAUUUUAGUGUUAUCUCUAUGACGGUUUGAUAAAGGUGUGUUAAAAUUUCAUUAUGUGCUCAAGUUCUAGCAGCAGUUCAGAGGGAGAUUUUCUUACUUUAUGUACAAUAGCUGAGGAAGAAGAAAUGCGUGAGAACAAAAAAGAAAAUCUUGGAUUCAUAAUAUAAAUAUAAAAAGAAAUACGUACGGAGAAUUCCAUCACCUUCACUCAGAUCUUCUGGAAGACGAAAGAAAAUUUUUCAAGUAUUAUAGAAUGACCCACGAAAAAUUUAGUGAACUUCUUUCUUUGUUAAGACCAAGUAUAGAGCGUCAAAAUUCUAGAUUUCGCUGCUCAAUUGACGUUAUCGAAAGACUUUCAGUUUGUCUCAGAUUUUUGGCAACUGGAGACACCUUUGGAACAAUAGCAAUGAGCUAUCGACUUGGUGAAACUACUGUUAGAGAGAUAGUUUAUCAAGUGUGUGAAGAAAUAUGGCGCGUACUAUCCCCCAAAUUUUUGCCAGUACCCAACAAAGAAAAAUGGAAAAAUGUAGCAGAAGAGUUCCAACGGAAAUGGAAUUUUCCAAAUUGCGUGGGUGCCCUUGACGGAAAACACGUAAUUACAGAUAAACCUCCAAAUAGCGGUUCACGUUAUUUUAACUACAAAAAAAGUUUUAGUAUUAUACUUCUGGCCUUGGUCGAUGCUAAUUAUAGGUUUUUGGCAAUUGAUGUUGGAUCUUAUGGACGUAAUAGUGAUGGUGGAGUAUUUUCUUCUUCAGAAUUUGGAAGGAAAUUUUUUAAAGAUGAGCUAGAUUUUCCUGAAAAAAGAAAUCUACCAGGAACAAAUAUAUUAAUGCCUCAUGUAAUUGUCGCAGAUGAAGCUUUUCCUCUCCAUGAACAUUUAAUGCGUCCAUUUCCUGGCUCACAAACUUCAGGACAAGAAGACAAAAAAAUAUUCAAUUAUAGACUAAGUAGAGCAAGAAGGGUUUCCGAAAACGCGUUUGGCAUUUUAGUAAAAAAGUUUCGUUUGUACCAAAGAAAGCUUCAAAUUUCACCUGAACAUUUGGAUAAAGUGGUUCUUGCAACAUGUUGUCUUCACAAUUUUUUGAGAGAUUGUGAUGUAAGUGGUGGGAUCUCAGAAGAAGAACAAGAAGAUGAUAGAACAAUACCUCAAGGUCUAAUAGAUAUCCCCGGAAUUGGUGGAAAUCCAUCUCUUUAUGCAGUAGAUGUCAGGGAAAAAUUUAAGAAUUACUUUGUUUCUGAGACUGGUUCAUUACCUUGGCAAGUCGAAAUGGUUAGAAGAGGCAGAAAAAACUAGAUAUAUAAUAAGAUUAUAACGAUGACUAAUUAUACAGGGUUGUUUGAGUUUUAAAUAAGUGCAAUUUAUUUUAGGGGUAGUGUAUUUCAACCCCUGUUUUUCAAAGAGAAUUUUGGAAAUAUUUUUAAUUUUCAUAUAAAUCAUAAUAUAACUUGAUAAUAUGGCAGCAUAAGUUGUAGAUUAAAUUUCGUUGGAAUUUGACUUUCGAAAAAUCGGUUUGCCAAAAA